This is a messenger RNA of Charadrius vociferus (killdeer), 1772 nucleotides long. RefSeq names its product carboxypeptidase Q (gene CPQ). The record is from RefSeq and is a predicted model, not a curated record. Gene Ontology annotation, biological process: thyroid hormone generation; peptide catabolic process; proteolysis. The transcript is spliced from 7 exons. Bases 25 to 1434 code for a protein of 469 amino acids. Gene Ontology annotation, molecular function: metallodipeptidase activity. NCBI's taxonomy places the organism in Eukaryota, Metazoa, Chordata, Aves, Charadriiformes, Charadriidae.
UGUGGAAAAGAAAAAAGAGAAAAAAUGAAGUAUGUAUUUUUAAUAUUUUUCAUGAAUUUAUUACCGCAAUAUGCUGGGAAAUCUUUGAGAAGAGAUGACAGUUACCCAAAAACAUUUGAAGAUAUUAAAAAUGAGGUAGCUGGCUAUACCGAUGUUGCUAAAGCGAUUAUUGAUCUUGCUGUUCAUGGAAAAGCUCAGAACAGAUCCUAUGAAAGAUUAGCAGUUUUUGCUGAUACCAUAGGACCUAGACUCAGCGGUUCAAAAAAUCUUGAUGCAGCCAUCAAGUAUAUGUUCAGUGCCCUGCGGGAAGACGGGCUGGAAAAUGUGCAUCUGGAGCCUGUGAAAGUACCACACUGGGAAAGAGGAGAAGAGUUUGCAAUGAUGCUGGAACCAAGGAAUCACAGCAUUGCUAUUUUGGGGCUUGGGAGCAGUGUUGCAACUCCUCCAGAAGGAAUUACGGCGGAAGUCAUAGUGGUAGCCUCUUUUGAUGAACUGCACAAAAGGGCUCAGGAGGCCAAGGGGAAGAUUGUUGUCUACAACGAACCUUUCAUCAGUUAUGGUGAAACUGUGCGAUACAGAUCGCAGGGAGCAGUGGAAGCUGCCAAAGUUGGGGCAGUGGCAUCUCUCAUUAGAUCCAUUGCUUCUUUUUCUAUUCAUAGCCCCCAUACUGGGUGGCAGAAUUACCACCCUGAUGUGCCCCCGAUUCCCACUGCUUGUAUCUCUGUGGAAGAUGCUGAAAUGAUGUCACGAAUGUCUUUCCGGGGAACUAAGAUGGUUGUGCACCUGAAAAUGGGGGCUAAGACCUACCCAGACUCUCCUUCCUUUAACACUGUGGCAGAGAUAGUUGGAAGCAAGUACCCAGAGCAGAUUGUAUUGGUCAGUGGACAUCUGGACAGCUGGGACGUUGGGCAGGGAGCUAUGGACGACGGUGGUGGAGCAUUUAUAUCAUGGGAAGCAUUAUCACUCAUUAAGGAUCUGGGACUUCGCCCAAAAAGAACUCUGCGCUUGGUGCUGUGGACGGCAGAAGAGCAAGGAGGAAUAGGUGCUGAGCAAUACUAUCAGUUGCACAAGGAAAAUAUCUCCAACUUUGAUAUCGUCAUGGAGUCUGAUGAGGGCACCUUCAAGCCAUCUGGACUGGGUUUUACUGGCAAUGCUAAAGCUCGGGACAUCGUGAAAGAGAUCAUGUCUCUGCUGCAGCCCAUCAAUGUUACGGAUGUUUACGACAACGCAGAUGGAACGGACAUCGAUUACUGGAUGAGAGACGGGGUGCCUGGUGCCAGCUUGCGUGAUGACCUCAGUAAAUACUUCUGGUUUCAUCAUUCUCAAGGGGACACGAUGACAGUUCAGGAUCCAAACCAGAUGAAUCUCUGUGCUGCUGUUUGGACUGUUGUCUCCUAUGUAAUUGCUGACAUGGAGGAGAUGUUGCCAAGGUAAUAAAACUGCAAGAAAGAAGAUUUCUGCUCUUCAGUAAAGAUCGUGAGUCCACUAACGCAUGUGGUCUUCAGCUGUGGGAAAUUCUGUUUUCCACCCUGAUUUUAUGCAUUAUUAUGUCGGUUUUCCUCAAAGCACAUGCUCUUUUACACAUUCCUGUUUCUUUUUGCUGUUUUGAUAUCUUCAGUUUGUGAUUUUCACUUAAAAUUUCAUCUUUUAAGUACUUUUUAAAUUCCUAAUGAAAGUAUGAUACCUCUUUGACUAUGAUAUAAUAACCAUUUCUAUGCAAAGUGAUCCUGUGCAGCAGGAAAAAUAUACCAAAUAAAUUUGUUGCAUCAGAA